Linnemannia hyalina is the source of this 492-nucleotide messenger RNA. Lineage: Eukaryota; Fungi; Mortierellomycota; Mortierellomycetes; Mortierellales; Mortierellaceae. The record is from the annotation of a GenBank genome assembly.
AUGCUCAGUACUUGGCGAAUGGAGGCUGCCCGGCAGAAAGAUCGCCUUAACCAAAACCAACAGAAAGACUGGGAUCGCCUUAACCAGCAGGAAGACAAGGAUCGACCUAACCGCCAGGAAGAAGAGUCGAGCACGCAGAAAAGGCAGGGACUUAAGGCAGACCGCCCGGACUUCAAGGUCUUGAUUGAGGAUAGGGAGGCCCAGUUCGGCGAAGUGACUGGUCGCAGCCACAGAGGCGAUAGGCCUAACAACGGAUGGGACCUAUGGAGGCUGAGGCUUAUCGGGUUCGGAAAGAGUGCAUUGGACGAAGGAGCCCCGAUGGUCCCACUGAUACAGAUCAUUUACGACGAAGGGACAAUACACUGUCACUUCGUGAAGAUCCGUGGCGUUAUGGUGCUGGCAGAAGUUGGGGUGUUCACAGUGCUCAUUCACUUGAACAACGUCAGGUCAUUAAAGGCCUCACUGCCAGUGAACUUAAUCUGCUGUAGGUGA